This is a messenger RNA of Penicillium cinerascens, 999 nucleotides long. RefSeq lists its product as uncharacterized. Gene Ontology annotation, biological process: meiotic DNA recombinase assembly; DNA repair; reciprocal meiotic recombination. Gene Ontology annotation, molecular function: ATP-dependent DNA damage sensor activity; ATP hydrolysis activity; ATP binding. The record is from RefSeq and is a predicted model, not a curated record. Bases 1 to 999 code for a protein of 332 amino acids. NCBI's taxonomy places the organism in Eukaryota, Fungi, Ascomycota, Eurotiomycetes, Eurotiales, Aspergillaceae. Gene Ontology annotation, cellular component: Rad51C-XRCC3 complex; Rad51B-Rad51C-Rad51D-XRCC2 complex; replication fork. The transcript is spliced from 5 exons.
AUGAGCAUCAAUAAGGACCUGCUUGGUCUCGACAGCCAGGAGACGCUACCCGUGGUGUCCAUAUCGGCCUCGCAAUCUCUCAACGCCUCUGCUGCCACCAGAGUCCCGAUCAGCACGGGAUUGGCACGUCUGGACGAGGCGCUAGAUGAUCUAGACCAGGGGUGCGCGGGCAUCCUGCGCGGGCAGGUGGCCGAGGUAUUUGGGCCGCCAGGCGCGGGCAAGACCUCUUUCGCUCUAAACAUUGCAUCGCAAGCAAUUCGCGAUGGCGGAAAAGUCGUCUGGAUCGACACGGGCUCGCCCCUACCGACCCACAGACUACAAGCAAUGACAUCCAACCUGGACAACAUGAUCCACUUCCGGGCACAUACACUACCGCACCUUCUAGCACUACUAAUGCGUCCACCAAAGGGGUUCCCACCGGAAGAAACCUCCCUCAUCGUCAUCGACUCUGUAUCGUGUCUCUUCCCAUCUUACUUCCCCAACGCCGCAGAACUCAAAGACCGCCUAACCCAAGGCAAAAUCACCGACAAGGCUCAGCUGCAAUGGCUUCUCAAUCGGAAAUGGAAUGUCGCUAGUGAGCUGGCUACUCAUCUCGCCCGCCUUGCGGCUCGCAAUAUUGCCGUGUUGGCGAUCAAUCAGACCCACACUAAGAUCAAGGGCCAGCCUCGCGCGACUCUGCAUCCUGUUUUGGCGGGUGGUGCCUGGGAGACUAAUGUGCAGACUCGCAUUGUCUUGUAUCGCGAUCUUCCUAAUGCGAGGUUUGCGGAGGUUACCAAGCGUGGUGGGAAGACUCUGCCUGUUCGAAUGCCGGAGUUUAUCGUGCCGUUUCGAAUCGAAUCGGACGGCCUUUACGAGGUCGAGACAAAAGACGAGAUCAAAUCACCCGACCCUACACCCAGCCGCAAGCGCAAAGCAGAGAAUGAAAUCGCCGACAGCCAAGACGAAGGCUCAGAAGGGGAAUACGAAUGGAUGGAAGAAGCCUUGCUCGAUACUAAUUAA